UUUUUUUAAGUUAUAAUAGACAAAUUACAGGUCAGUAACAGCUUUCCACGACGAAGCAGACUACAAACUAGAAAAGACUGACCUUCUCAGGAAACAAAAAAUUAAACAACACAACUCAUCUCGUCUCGUCUCGUCUGGUCUAUUCUCGUCUCCUAUUCCCAGUAGAAUACACCUUAGUACCUGCAAAACUUAAACCUAAAUCACUUUCUUUUUUCCCUUUCUAUUGUUAUUCAAUUUCCAAUAUUCAAACCCUAACAGAUCGGUUCUUCAUCGUCCGUACUCCGAAUUAAUCAAUCAUGCCUUCCCGUCGAAGAACUCUCUUGAAGGUCAUAAUCCUCGGCGAUAGCGGGGUCGGGAAGACCUCUUUGAUGAAUCAAUAUGUGAAUAAGAAGUUUAGCAAUCAAUAUAAGGCAACAAUCGGAGCUGAUUUCUUGACUAAGGAAGUGCAGUUUGAAGAUAGGCUCUUCACUUUACAGAUCUGGGAUACUGCUGGCCAGGAAAGAUUCCAAAGUCUUGGCGUUGCUUUCUAUCGUGGUGCUGAUUGUUGUGUUCUUGUAUAUGAUGUUAAUUCAAUGAAAUCAUUUGACAAUCUCAAUAAUUGGAGAGAAGAAUUCCUCAUACAGGCAAGCCCUUCUGAUCCAGAGAAUUUCCCAUUUGUUGUUCUUGGAAACAAGAUUGAUGUGGAUGGUGGAAAUAGUAGAGUGGUUUCAGAAAAAAAGGCAAGAGCGUGGUGUGCCUCUAAAGGGAAUAUACCAUACUUUGAGACUUCAGCCAAAGAAGGCAUCAACGUUGAAGAAGCUUUCCAAUGCAUUGCAAAGAAUGCCCUGAAGAGUGGGGAAGAGGAGGAGAUAUACUUGCCAGAUACCAUUGAUGUUGGUAACAGCAGUCAGCCUAGGUCAACUGGAUGUGAGUGCUAAAACUGUGGCUUUUGAUUCUUGAGAUUCAAUAACCUAUCAAGUCUUAUAAAUGGUUUGGCCUCUUUCUAGCGAUUCUUAUUCGUAUGUAUGAGUUUAUACUGUACAUUAGCGUUUGUGGGAAACAAAUUGGUCAAUUGGUGCUGGUUUUGGUGCCUUUCUGUAAAACUGCUGUGAUUUGUUCAGGUUGUGGUUGAUUUGUUCUAGGCACUAUCCUGUUACUGUUAUUUAGUCUUGUUACUAUCACAAAAGUCAUUUCUUUUUUGUUUAAUGAUCAAUGUAUUUGAUUUGAGUUCCAUAAAUAGAAACAUUACAUAUCAAUGCUUUUUA
Jatropha curcas is the source of this 1244-nucleotide messenger RNA. Its product is annotated as ras-related protein Rab7. Gene Ontology annotation, cellular component: vacuolar membrane. NCBI's taxonomy places the organism in Eukaryota, Viridiplantae, Streptophyta, Magnoliopsida, Malpighiales, Euphorbiaceae. Gene Ontology annotation, molecular function: GTPase activity; GTP binding. The record is from RefSeq and is a predicted model, not a curated record.